UGAGAUUUGGGGCGCCAGCAGAGCGGCGGUGUCGGGGUGCGACGGCGAAGAUGCGCUUUUGACGCCCUCGGAGGCUUUCUUGAUCAUGGAUGGUGAGGCUAUACCAGAUUUUUCAAGUUUAAAGGAAGAAACUGCCUACUGGAAGGAGCUUUCCUUGAAAUACAAACAAAGUUUCCAGGAAGCUCGGGAUGAGCUAAUUGAAUUCCAGGAGGGAAGCAGAGAAUUAGAAGCGGAACUGGAGGCACAGUUAGUUCAGGCUGAACAAAGAAAUAGAGACUUGCAAGCUGACAACCAAAGACUGAAAUACGAAGUGGAAGCAUUAAAGGAAAAACUAGAACAUCAAUAUGCACAGAGCUAUAAACAGGUUUCAGUAUUAGAAGACGAUUUGAGCCAGACUCGGGCUAUUAAGGAGCAGCUGCAUAAAUAUGUGCGAGAGCUGGAACAGGCGAAUGACGACCUGGAACGAGCCAAAAGGGCAACAAUAGUUUCACUGGAAGACUUUGAACAGAGGCUAAACCAGGCCAUCGAAAGAAAUGCAUUUUUAGAAAGUGAACUCGAUGAAAAGGAAUCUUUGUUGGUUUCCGUGCAGAGGUUAAAAGAUGAAGCAAGAGAUUUAAGGCAAGAGCUAGCGGUUCGAGAAAGACAACAGGAGGUCACCAGGAAGUCUGCUCCCAGUUCCCCAACGCUAGACUGUGAGAAGAUGGAUUCCGCUGUCCAGGCGUCGCUUUCUUUGCCAGCUACUCCCGUAGGCAAAGGAAUUGAAAACACUUUUCCCUCACCAAAAGCUAUACCAAAUGGUUUUGGUACCAGUCCACUGACCCCUUCUGCUAGGAUAUCAGCAUUGAACAUUGUGGGAGAUCUUUUACGGAAAGUAGGGGCCUUAGAAUCCAAACUAGCAGCUUGUAGGAAUUUCGCAAAGGACCAAGCAUCACGGAAAUCCUAUAUUUCAGGGAAUGUCAACUGUGGGAUGAUGAGCAGCAACGGCACAAAGUUCUCUCCAUCAGGGCAUACCUCUUUCUUCGACAAAGGACGAGUCCCAGAUCUGUCUCUCCAUCCCUGCCUGUCCUUUCUCCGUUCAGUCCUGUGUUAUCCGCUGGGACAUUUCCCUCCGGCUCUGUUGCUGCCCCUGAAACCCAUUGAGGGCAGUAAACGGCUUUGACCCGGCUCCUGCUCCUCCUGGUCUGGGCUCCUCGCGCCCGUCGUCUGCACCGGGUAUGCUGCCUCUGAGUGUGUGAGUGCCCGGCCUCCGGUGGGGCCUCCUGCCCUCCGUCAGUGACCCCGGACACCUGCGCCUCACUCCAGGGUGCCUGGGCCCAGCCUCUUCCCCAGGGCCGGCAGAGGGCAGGGCAGGCUGCAUGCGGUGGCGGCCGCGGGGUCCGCCCAGCCCGGGACUCCACGCGAUCUCCAAACCGGCUUUGAUCUCUUCUCGCCGUAGUGCCGUUGGUUUCAUAUGAUUGCACUUUUGUGGGUCACAAGGUGGUUGGUACCCGUGUGUAUUGCUUGGUCACUGGAUGCAAAAGUACCAUUUCUCAUACCAGCCUCCUUCUCCUGUCCUGCUGUACCCCGUAGGGUUUAUUGUGUUUAGGACACAGCAGAUCUUCCUAGACGUGCUCCCCAAAUCAGGUUGACCACAUGGCCUCCUCAG
Molecule: messenger RNA, 1645 nt
Organism: Suncus etruscus (white-toothed pygmy shrew)
Lineage: Eukaryota; Metazoa; Chordata; Mammalia; Eulipotyphla; Soricidae
Gene: NDEL1
Product: nudE neurodevelopment protein 1 like 1
Exons: 10
Coding region: 86-1159 (357 amino acids)
Biological process (GO): mitotic centrosome separation; establishment of mitotic spindle orientation; chromosome segregation
Cellular component (GO): kinesin complex; kinetochore; centrosome
Molecular function (GO): microtubule binding
Source: RefSeq, a predicted model, not a curated record